GCUUAAUUGACUAUAAUAUGCGUUAAGUCAUAUUGGAGUGCAAGAUUAAUUAACUUCGUAAUCUUUUAACUUUACAAAACCGAAAUUAGUGCAAAUUUGCUAAUCGAAGUACAAUUACUUAGUCAGUACUGCAGAUCGUGUGACAAGAACAAUGACAUGAAUACUCUAUCAUGUAUCUCCUUUCUGCUAAAACAUUUAUUUGAAAUUUGUAAGGUUAUGUUCUUGCAUGUUUAUCCUAGUCAGCAAUUCUUAAGGUGAUAAGUCAGUGAACAGUUAAACAAAAAUCAGAAUGGGAAAUGAAUCAGUGGAAGAAAGUAAACCUGAAUGUUCUUUCAAGUUCCAUGAGUUUAUGACUGAUAUUGGUGACAAAUCUAUAGCUUGCCACAUAAUCAAAAUGGAAAAUUGUCUUUACUUAUGGUUGGGUGAUUUCAAUGAAAAUGCCAUGAAUGAUUUGUCAUUCGCAAUUGUAUCACCUUAUGAGAAACAACCACUUGCGACAAAAAUUAUGGGGCCAGUUGUUAACGAAGCUUCAAGCAACCUUGCUCAAAGACUCUCAAAGAAGCUGUCGAAGCCUGUGUAUGUCAGUUUCAAUAUUGAAGUUGAUUAUAAGUCUUUACCUGCUAUUGAGAGGAGACUACGAGAUGAAUUUAAUGCACACCCUGAAAUUUUGUAAUGUAAUGAAUGGAACGAAGAAUUAAAAGAAUGGUGUCAUUAAUUUGGAACACUAGAAUAUUUAUGACAUUUGAAUGAGAAUGGAAGAUUGAAUAAG
Messenger RNA from Megachile rotundata (alfalfa leafcutting bee), 769 nucleotides. RefSeq names its product proteasome assembly chaperone 4. Gene Ontology annotation, biological process: proteasome assembly. NCBI's taxonomy places the organism in Eukaryota, Metazoa, Arthropoda, Insecta, Hymenoptera, Megachilidae. The record is from RefSeq and is a predicted model, not a curated record.